Hyalella azteca is the source of this 752-nucleotide messenger RNA. RefSeq names its product galactosylgalactosylxylosylprotein 3-beta-glucuronosyltransferase 3-like. Gene Ontology annotation, biological process: carbohydrate metabolic process; chondroitin sulfate proteoglycan biosynthetic process. The record is from RefSeq and is a predicted model, not a curated record. Lineage: Eukaryota; Metazoa; Arthropoda; Malacostraca; Amphipoda; Hyalellidae. Gene Ontology annotation, cellular component: Golgi membrane. Gene Ontology annotation, molecular function: galactosylgalactosylxylosylprotein 3-beta-glucuronosyltransferase activity. Bases 252 to 752 code for a protein of 166 amino acids. The transcript is spliced from 3 exons.
GAAUUAAUGUGAUUGACUUCUUGAGAUUCAUUAAACAAAUUCUGAAAAUAUUUCAAAGUUUAUCCAACUUGCAUCGCCGCUAGAACAUUGCGUUCCAUAAUGUUGAGUAUUUUGUUGCCUGAUCUAUAAAUACAGUGAGUAACAAUAUUCUCAAGCCUCACCAUAAACUAUGAAUUAUAACUAUCAAUAGUGAACAGGAAUUAAUUAAUUGAUUAAGAAUUUUCCGAGAGGGAUUACACGAGGCUCCAGCCAUGAGGAGAAGAGGCUGGUGCUCCGCUAGCUGUUUCCUACUCAUCGUGUCUGGCAUGGCUUUCACUCGCUUCACGCGCCGCGUGUCCCACGCUCCCGACACCUACACCCCUAACGAGUUGGGCGUGUGCACGGGCCGACGUUGGCCCGCGGACGUCCCCCCGCUGUACGUGAUCACUCCGACGUACCGCCGAGCUGAGCAGAUCCCUGAGCUCACCAGACUCGCCCAGACCCUCUUGCUGGUGGACAGCUUGGUCUGGAUCGUCGUCGACGAUGCCGACGAGCCCACGCCUGCAGUCGUCAAUUACCUGCAGGAGCGACGUAUAUGUCACGUCUACUUAAUAGAAACAAGCGCAGAAGAGGCGCCCUGGGAUCGUUUCCACGGAGAAGCACGCCGAGGAGAGAGGAUCACGCUGUGCCGUAAAAGCUUCAACUUCACAAGAGCCAAACUUUCUGCCGCUAUCAAAGAAACAAACUUCAUGCGACUCUUCGAAGUCUCCUAG